Molecule: messenger RNA, 1318 nt
Organism: Drosophila serrata
Lineage: Eukaryota; Metazoa; Arthropoda; Insecta; Diptera; Drosophilidae
Gene: Mulk
Product: acylglycerol kinase-like protein Mulk
Biological process (GO): ceramide biosynthetic process; sphingosine biosynthetic process; phosphorylation
Cellular component (GO): cytoplasm; membrane; mitochondrion
Molecular function (GO): acylglycerol kinase activity; ceramide kinase activity; ATP-dependent diacylglycerol kinase activity
Source: RefSeq, a predicted model, not a curated record
ACCGGCCACUGAAACGUUUGAUUAUACAAACAAAAACAGGUGUUGCAGGCUCCACAUCUAAAUUAUGAAUUAUUUAAGAGUUAUUCGGAAUAAUUGGAAAAAAUGCACAUUCGGAGCUUGUGUCUCGGUGUACGCUCUUCAGUCACUGAAAACCCACAUAGAGAUCGAACAAUAUAUGAGAGAAUUUUCGGCCAAAGCACAGUCUAAUGCAGCUGCUACAUCGGAACGGCCGAAAAAGGUGCUGGUGGUCAUGAAUCCAGUUGCCAAUAAAAAGAGAUCUGAAAAAUUUUUUAAAAAUUACUGUGAGCCGGUAUUGCAUUUAGCAGGAUAUUCGGUGGACAUACUACGAACAAAUCACAUUGGUCAUGCUAAGACCUACAUCCAGGAGCUGGCAUCCUUACCUGAUGCAAUUGUGGUGGCUGGAGGCGAUGGAACCUCGUCGGAGGUAGUCACUGGACUGAUGCGAAGGCGCGGCAAACUGUGUCCCAUCACCGUUCUUCCCCUCGGGCGCUCCGUUCAGGAUGCAUCCAAAAAGUUCCCUAUUUUUGGGGUGAAAGAUGUGGAGUAUGUCAAGUCGCUCUGCUCAGCACUGGAACCGAUGCUCAAAGAUGAGAGCAAGUACCAGAGCGUUCUACGUUUCGAUGUGAUCAACGAGACGGACGACGACGAGCAGCAUUUGAAACCAAUAUACGGCUUAAGUGGGCUCUCUUGGGGCCUACUGAAGGACAUUGACUUGGCCAAGGAUAAGUAUUGGUACUUUGGACCGCUCCGGCAUUAUGCAUCUGCCGCAUUUAGAUAUUUUGCUGAUAACUGGAGCCUGAAGACUGACUAUGUGUACACUCCGCCCUGUCCGGGCUGCAUCGACUGCGCUUCCGCUCUUCAACGCCAGGAGGAUGUCCCCCUUCCGGCUGGACGUUUCACCAAUAUUUUAUUCAAGUACAAAAAGAGCAUACCGUCAGAAGAGCCGGCGCGGGCUCUCGUUAAGAACGACAAUUGCAGCAACAAGUUUGAGGGCAGCAUCGAGGCGAAUCAAAUCAACAUCAAGUGCACCCAGAACAAGGAUAACUUUGCCGAGCUGGAGAGCCAGUUCAUCAGUUCGCUGGAGCCGGGAUGGGACUACAUUAUGCAAAUUCCACAGGUGGUCGGGAGUAGUAGCAUUCUACCAACCUUGGUGGUGAAUAGUCGGACUAUUCAGCUUCAUCCUGCCGGAGAGAUGGCAGACAAAUUUUACUCAAUCGACGGGGAGGAGUACGACGCUAGACCAAUUAAGGUAUCUGUUGUUCCCAAUGCUAUUAAAGUGUUUGGUUAAGAUUUUCAA